AGAAACAGUUGAGGUUGCGCCUGAAGAGAGCAGUGCUCCUAUUGGUUAGAAAACACGCCGCCGCGCCGGACGUAAGCACGGCAGACGCGGGACGCCGGUAGCAGUUGAAAAAUGGCGAGUGUUACUGAACUGAAAGCUGUUUUAAAGGACACCUUGGAAAAAAGGGGAGUGUUAGGACAUUUAAAAGCAAGGAUCCGUGCUGAAGUUUUCAGUGCCCUGGAUGAUGAUCAUGAACCCCGACCAUCAUUGUCUCAUGAAAACCUUCUAAUUAAUGAAUUAAUUAGGGAGUAUUUGGAAUUCAACAAAUAUAAGUACACAGCCUCUGUCCUCAUAGCAGAAUCUGGUCAACCUGUAGUUCCAUUGGACAAACAGUUUCUCAUCCGUGAACUGAAUGCCUUUGAAGAAUCAAAGGAUAACUCAAUUCCUCUGUUAUAUGGAAUUUUAGCCCAUUUCUUGCGUGGUCCUCCAGAUGGCAUCCAGAAUGUGCUUCUGACAGAGUCGACACUCCAGCCUUCAAACAGACAUCCCAGCUGGAAGCCCAGCAGAAAACCAAAGGAUGACUACCUGAGGAAGGACACGGUCCCAAGCACCACAACUGAAGAGCUGCAUGCUGCUGCACAAGCAGUCAGUAGAUGACUCUCUGAUCUCAGCUGUGUAUGUGGAGUAGUUAACUUAUUAUUCCCAAUACCAUUAAUUAGACCACCAUGUUUGUAAAUGUUUGAGCUUCUACAAACAUUCAGCCUCAAAUUUUACUGUAUCGGUGAAAAGCUAAUCCGUGCUAAAAGCACCAGAGAAAAAUAUGUAUUGUUUUCAGGAUUGUUUUUUGUUUUGUUUUGUUUUUUACUUUUUUGGUUUUUUGAGAUAGGUGUUUUGGUAUAGCCUUGGGUGUCCUAGAACUCACAUUGUAGCCCAGGCUGGCCUCAAACUCACAGAGAUCUGCCUGCCGAGUGCUGGAAUUAAAGCAGCAUCCUGCCAGGCCAGGAUGUAUUUUUUAAAGUUCUUAAGUUUGUGAAAACUGAAAAGUACUUUGUACUUUAUUCUUUGUACCUUUUCCCUUUUUAAAAGGCUAUCACCAAGGGCUGUGGAUGUGCUUCCAGGAAAGCACUUGCCUCGCAUGUGUGAGGUCCUGAGUUUAGUCCUCACACUGUAUGCUCUGUUCAUUAAACUUCCUUCAGCUAGAAUUAUAUAGGCCUGUGGAAAAACUCAUUCAUGUUUUGAAAAAAAUGUUUACAGGGCAUAAAACCAAAAUUUAUUUCUUUAAAGUUUAAUAUUUAAGAAAUACUUGAAUCACUGUCUGCCCCGGCUAGUUUUAUCUCAGCUUGACACAAGUUAGAGUCAUUUGGGAAGAGGAACUCUCAGUUGAGAAAUGUUCCUCCAUCAGAUUGGCUUAUGGGCAAGCCUGUAGUACAUUUUAUCAAUGAUUGAUGUGAGAGGGUCCAGCCCAUUGUGGGUUCAGUAAGAAAGGCCGAGCAGGCCUUGUUGUGCAAGUCAAUAUGUAGUGUGGUGUUCUACCCUGACUUCUUUCAGUGGUAGCUUGUGAUAUGGAACUAUAUGCUGAAAUAAACCCUCUCCUUCCCAAGUUGCUUAUGGUCCUGGUCUUUACAAUAUUAAUGAAAACCCUGAGACACUCUAA
Molecule: messenger RNA, 1633 nt
Organism: Arvicola amphibius (Eurasian water vole)
Lineage: Eukaryota; Metazoa; Chordata; Mammalia; Rodentia; Cricetidae
Gene: Cep20
Product: centrosomal protein 20
Exons: 5
Coding region: 112-636 (174 amino acids)
Biological process (GO): microtubule anchoring; cilium assembly
Cellular component (GO): motile cilium; ciliary basal body; centrosome
Molecular function (GO): protein binding
Source: RefSeq, a predicted model, not a curated record